This is a messenger RNA of Cottoperca gobio, 2986 nucleotides long. It is a transcript of the gene tagln3b, whose product is annotated as transgelin 3b. Gene Ontology annotation, biological process: actin filament organization. Gene Ontology annotation, molecular function: actin filament binding. Lineage: Eukaryota; Metazoa; Chordata; Actinopteri; Perciformes; Bovichtidae. Bases 1344 to 1943 code for a protein of 199 amino acids. The record is from RefSeq and is a predicted model, not a curated record. Gene Ontology annotation, cellular component: actin cytoskeleton. The transcript has 6 exons.
AGAAACCUAUAUUAAAAUAAUAUCCAUUUUUAAAGUGUCAAAAUCAAAUCACCAUCAUUUAAGAAACACAACAUGGGUAUUUCACUUUUAUGCAAAUUCAGAUGGAGUAAACCGCAAAACCUGAUUCACCAGGUGUCCUCGCAUGUCGACUCAAUGAGUCCCGGUUCUGUUUAGUGAGAAACUCAUCAAGGGUUGUAGACUGCAGCCAUGUGAAGCAGAAAAUUCUGUUACAUGACUCCCCAUACCUGUUGGCCUUUAGCCACAGAGAGGCCUGCUGAAUGGAGCCACUGGACUGUUGAUUAUUAACAUGUAAUUGGCAACUAGCUGCACUAUGUUCAAUGGGGCGAAGCCAGCCACUUAACUCUCUCGGGUCCACUUAACUGCAGCGGUGACCUUUCACUCGGGUGAGCUGUGUAGUCACUCAUUUAUUUGUGUCUAAACUAAAAUCGAACAUCAAUUUAUGGGAGCAUAGGCAGUUGUGAUGCAAGCAGAGAUGUUUUACUAUUGGCUCUUUUUGCUAUAGAUUUUACAUAAAGCUCAUUUUAGCAAGACAGUUUUGUGUUUACCAGGAAAUGUUUUGUUGUCUAGAUACGUAAAAUAAGCAGCAUACUGUUCAUAUUGAGCCACAGCACUCUGAUGCCAAACAUUUAUCCACCUAAAAAAACUAAAUUCAGUAAGCGAAAGGAAAGGGCUCUAAUUACAGAUAACAAAGAAUAAACAAUAAACCUUAGUGUUUGCUUGGCGUAGAAGCCAAACAUGAAUUAAGUCAGGAGAAGUAACUAAAAGAGCAGCUGUUCUACCAAACAUCCUCUCUAAUCCACGGUUAUGAUGGAGGAUUGUAAACAAAGGUUUAUGUGCAGUAUUGAUGUUUCUUGCUUUGCUGAUGGUCACUUCAUGCUGCCUAAAGCUGAGCAUGCACAUACAGUGACCCCUGUCCGGAAGCGGUGUCACGUCGCAUUCAGUGUUGAGUCUCCAGGGACCCCUCCUCGGGAGCUGGCAUAUAAAACGAGUGACCCGCCCCUCCCGGACACAUGAGAUCCAUCCCGGCCCGACGCGCCUCUGCUGCCUGUGCUUCAUGGAUGCUUCAGCACUUCAGCAUCCUCAGUCCUGCCCAGCUCAGCGGAAUUAACACUGUGACAAGGACACAUCAGAACACGCUCUCCUCUUCACGCAUCACUGCACACAGCAUGCCGGAAACUGGCUUGAUUGUUACCAUAGCAAUGAGAGGGCUUGUCCCUGUCUGGGACAGCAGCCAUGGACCACACCCCAACCUGCCACAGCCUCCAGAGAUGCGCGGCCACUACACGCCACGCACGCUAUACUAGAGUGUUGCCAGAGCUGCCAUGGCGAACAGAGGGCCCAGCUAUGGACUGAGCCGGGAGGUGCAGGCAAAGAUCGAGCAGAAGUACGACACAGACCUGGAGCAGCGGCUGGUGGACUGGAUAGUUGCACAGUGUGGAGGAAACAUGGAGAGGCCACAGUCGGGCAGGGAGAACUUCCAGAAAUGGCUGAUGGAUGGAACAAUCAUCUGCAGGCUCAUCAACAGCCUUUAUCCGAGGGGGAAGGAGCCGAUCAAGAAGAUUCCAGAGACGCAGAUGGCCUUUAAACAAAUGGAGAAGAUCUCUCAGUUCCUGCAAGCAGCUGAAUCGUACGGAGUCUCAACUACUGACAUAUUUCAAACUGUGGACCUCUGGGAAGGAAAGGACAUGGCAGCAGUGCAAAGAACUCUUAUGGCUCUGGGGAGCGUGGCAGUCACUAAGGACGAUGGUCAUUACAGAGGUGACCGAGACUGGUUCAACAGGAAAGCCCAGGGGUAUCGUCGAGAGUUCAGCCAAGAGCAGCUCCGCCAAGGUCAGAGUUUGAUCGGCCUGCAGAUGGGCAGUAACCGCGGGGCUUCCCAAGCUGGUAUGACGGGCUACGGCAUGCACCGUCAGAUCAUGUAGACCACUUCCUAACUACCCUGCUGCCUUGCUUCCAGACCUUGUUUUCUACUAAUACCACACAAGUUGUAGCUCCAGAACCUCCAUAUCCUCGCUAGCACCUGCCAUGUUAACCUCAAUCUCCCUGGAAUUGCGGCUUUCCCCAAACAGAGUGUUCUAUCUUUAAAAAAGAAAUGAUGUCAAAUGCUGUAGAUCUUCUUCUUUAAACCCCCCUUCCCUUUUGCCAUGUGCUGUUCCCCAUCGAGCUUUGUCUACAUGAUUACCUAACGUCAAAAUCAAAGUCAUUCAACAUCAAUUUAGUUUUAAGAAUUUAAGAUUAAAAUCUCUUUACAAAACAAGCCAUCAGUGUUAUGUAUAUUUUAAAUGUGAAAUACUGUAAGACACUGUUCCAGCAUGCUGUGUGCUAUUUAUUAGUAUUUAUGUAUACAUUUACAUGUACCAUUGGUCAUUGUUUUAAGAUGAUCUGUGUAGUUAUUUAGCCUUAACCCUAAUGGAACUCAAUGACCGGCGAUGUCUCUGCUAUCUUGUCUGAAGGCUUGUUGCAGUAUCCUCCCUAACCAAAGCAGCCUCACGUUGUGCCUGGUUAUAGGACUACAGAGACUGGCUCUUUAUAUAUUAGCCUCAAAUUCUAAAUGAGUCUUUCAUUCUGAGCCAUGCCCUUGUUAUUUGUUUGUUAGAUGAUAUCCAUGAUGUGUCCAUGCACGUGAAUGUGCAGCAGCCGACAUGUAUGUUUCUAUUCCUGGUGUCGGGUACAGACAUUGCUUGAAUGUGCACCUUUUAUGUAUCGUCAUGUUUAUAUUUUUAAUUAUAUUUAUACAUGGAGGCUUGUGAGAAGAUGUAUUGACAAAAUAAAGUAUGUGAACAUUUAUUUGUCCCAUGAACUGCUCUCUGUUCUGUUUGUAUCUUGUGUGUACAAAUGUGUAUAUACGUUGGUUUUUAUGCUUUUACGGAAUGUUUCUAACUUGUAAAGCAUCUUUGUGUAUCUAGAAAAGCACUAUAUAAAUUAAAUGUAUUAUUAUUAUUAAAACUCAAGCUGGGUAUCUUGA